AUGAGAUUAGAAAAAAUACUCUCAGAUUGUUUACCUUCUGAUGAUAGAUUUGAAGUAUUACAUUUGCAAAGUGUACCCACUGAAAAUUAUCCAAUCGUAACUAAAAAGCUAGGUCAAGAUAACGAAUUAAUAACUGUUAAGACUCAACAUUUUUUUACACUAUUUCAAAACUCGAAGACAGUGUUUGGCCUAGAAAUUUAUGUUUAUAUUACUUUAAUCAAGAAAGCUAAAUUAGAUACAAAUAAUGACGUACUAGAUGCAGAAAGGUUGAUAUUUAUUUCAAAGGCAGACACCACUGGGUAUAAUAAUAAAAGAAUAAAUAUUAAAUUAAUCACUAAAUCAAUUAUUCACUAUUUGCUAUCAAUUGAUCCAAAUUAUUAUUUGCAAAAAGUAAAACCUUUAAAGAGGAACUAUGUAGGAAAAUUUUCCAAUUAUAUAUCGAAAAGUACUUCAACUGUAAAGGCAUUAAAAUUAUUAUCUAAAAGAAAAAGUGCACACCAGAAACAACUCUAUCCUCCAAAUGAUCUUUUUUUACACCUUAAAUGUGAACAAAAUAUUGUGACAAAGAUUUGUUUAUUCACAAGACCAGCAGAUCAAUACUUGUUUGCAGAUUCAUCUAAAAAUGCCAAAAAACAUGUUUUAACAGGCGAAGGUCUUCUUUUAUGGUGGAUCUCAAUUAUGGACGACUUGUUGAUUGAAGAAUAUGAAAGUGGAACGGAGGCUAAAUUAAAUAUUCCAGGAGAAGAAAAUGUUAGAAUACGAAAAUAUUUUAGAAAUUUAAAGUAUUCAAGUUGGAAUAUAGGUGAUAUUUUUGGCGGAUCUGCAAAUUCGUUAGCUGUUUUCAAUAUUCCCUUAUUUCCAGAUGAUCCAAAAUCACGUUUCCUGCAUCAAUUAGUUGAAGAAAACAGAAUUUAUAAAACUGAUAUGGAGACCUUUUGGAUAGAGCUUCAAGAGCGUCAAGAAUUCAAAGCAGGGAUUACAGUAUCUGUUAUAGGUAUUUCAGGUCAUUUAAGAUCAAUAUCAAAAAAUAUUCCUAUGGAUGGUGAAAUUAUAAAGACACCUUCCAAAAGCAGCUUCAAACAUCUAAAAUCAUAUAUUACCGGUGAAGAAUUUGAUACAGAAGAAGGUGCUCUGGAAUCGUACUCAAAUAUAAAAGAAUAUGUUGUAUCUAGAAUGCAUAAAGAUCUUUUAACUGUUUCAGGAACUUACCAAUUUAAACCCAAAAUCAAACCUUCAGUUCAGAAAUUCACAAUAACAACUUUGCAACCCAGACGAGCAAAAUGA
This is a messenger RNA of Tetrapisispora phaffii CBS 4417, 1284 nucleotides long. RefSeq names its product H3 histone acetyltransferase RTT109 (gene RTT109). The transcript has a single exon. NCBI's taxonomy places the organism in Eukaryota, Fungi, Ascomycota, Saccharomycetes, Saccharomycetales, Saccharomycetaceae. Gene Ontology annotation, biological process: DNA damage response. Gene Ontology annotation, molecular function: histone H3K56 acetyltransferase activity. Gene Ontology annotation, cellular component: nucleus. The coding region runs from base 1 to 1284 and encodes 427 amino acids. The record is from RefSeq and is a predicted model, not a curated record.